This is a messenger RNA of Drosophila obscura, 1864 nucleotides long. RefSeq names its product histone H1-like. The record is from RefSeq and is a predicted model, not a curated record. The transcript has a single exon. Bases 1070 to 1777 code for a protein of 235 amino acids. Gene Ontology annotation, cellular component: nucleosome; nucleus. Lineage: Eukaryota; Metazoa; Arthropoda; Insecta; Diptera; Drosophilidae. Gene Ontology annotation, biological process: nucleosome assembly; negative regulation of DNA recombination; chromosome condensation. Gene Ontology annotation, molecular function: nucleosomal DNA binding; double-stranded DNA binding; structural constituent of chromatin.
UGAUCAAAAAUUAAAGUUCAGAGAACAUAUCAACAAGGCAAUGAAUAGGGCAAAAGGUCAACUAGCCAGCUUGCACCGCACCUUUGGAACACUGAACAGCGACAACAAUGACAGAGUCACAAAAAUAAGAACACUCAUUUAUAAGAAACUCAUACAGCCAACAUUAACAUACGGACAAGUAGCAUGGUUCAGCAUACAAUCAAAACAAAUGGAAAUGCUCAGGCUCUAUGAGAGACGCAUCCUUAGGCGUGCCAUUGGUGCCCCUGCCAGAAAACCAGACACAUGUAAAUACAUUAAUAAUAAAAAACUCUAUAGAUUAGCAAACGUAAAUAGGUUAGACACAAUUACAUUUAAAAUAAUACAAAAAUUUAUAGACAAGAAUGGUAACAGUACAAAUCCCUUGAUCUCGGAGAGUAUAAGUCCGCUUAGGUUAUCAGACUUUCAAACUAAUGAACUGCUAAUGAUAAGGCACAUUAACCAUCUGAAAGAAUUAGGUAUAGUAUAUGAUGACGAAAACAAUCUCAUAUUUUAUCAUAAGAAAAACUGUAAUCUCAAUCCAAAGGAUCUAGUCUUUAAUAAAAAUCAGUAAAAAUAAGAAUAUGAAUACCCAAAAACCCCUAACUCCCAUUGUACAUAAACCCACCCUUCUCCCACCAUCACCCACAUCCUCGUUAAUUAAUUAAUUAUUAAGUAGUUAUCAGUUAUAUAGUUAUAGUACUAGUCUUAAGAACAAACACAAAACACAACCCAAUGAAAAUGAGGUUUUUACUCUAAAAGAGUUUUCCUCAAACUAUGAUCUAAGCAUCAUCAUUAAUAGUACCAUCAAAACAUAAUCAAAGUACAAAAUAAACAUAUCAAACAAAAACACAACCAUAAGUUAAGCCUGGAGAAGCAUAAAGCACAAGGCAGCAUAUACCCAUACUAAUAUUAAUGUCUCUGGAUUUGUCAACCAUUGUUCAUAUAUAAAAUAAGGUAAAUAAUGUUAAUAUUACCCAACAACUUACUGACCAAUAAACAAAUUUCGUUUCGUUUGCGUUCGCAACUAAAAAGUGUAAUUUUGUAAAGAAUAAUGUCUGAUUCCGCAGUUGCAACAUCCGCGUCUCCAGUGGCUGCUCCACCAGUAGCAGCGGAGAAGAAGAAGGUGGCCUCUAAAAAGGCGUCUGGAUCCGCUGCGGCUACUGCAAAGGCAAAGAAGCCCACAGCUCCACCAUCGCAUCCCCCAACUCAGCAAAUGGUUGACGCUUCUAUUAAGAGCUUGAAGGAACGUGGCGGCUCAUCGCUCCUGGCCAUCAAGAAAUAUAUUACUGCCGAAUACAAAUGCGAUGCCCAGAAACUAGCUCCAUUUAUCAAGAAGUACUUGAAGUCGGCCGUUGCCAAUGGAAAGCUGAUCCAAACAAAGGGAAAAGGUGCCUCUGGUUCGUUCAAACUGUCGGCUUCCGCCAAAAAGGAGCCCAAGCCAAAGGUUGCGUCGUCUGUGGAGAAGAAAGUGAAAGCCAAGAAGGUGGUGUCAUCGGCAGCAGCAAAGAAGACAGCAGGCCCCAAAAAGGCAGCCGGAGCCGGUGACAAGAAGCUAAAGGCAAAGAAGACAGUCGCCACCGCCACCAAGAAGACCGCCGAGAAGAAGAAAACUGAGAAGGCAAAGGCCAAGGAUGUGAAGAAAGCUGGAACCGUGAAGGCGAAGCCAGCAGCGGCAAAGGCCAAGUCGAGCCCUGCAAAGCCAAAACCAAAAGCAAAGGCUGUAGCUGCAGCUGCGCGUCUGCCAAGCCCAAGAAGGUGACGAAAAAGCCAGUUGCUCCCGCCACCGUAAAGAAGCCGAAAGCAAAGACGACGGCGGCCAAGAAGUAAAUUGCGAAUUUGUACACGU